AUGGCAGAAGCUUGUCCUGUGAAAGAGAAAUAUGAACGUUUACCCAAAUUCGCUGUACCAGAACAUUAUGAGUUGAAAAUUAUUCCAGAUAUGAACUCUUUCACAUUUUCUGGAAGUUUAAAUUUAACGAUUCGAAUAAUUUCCCCAACGGAUGUUAUAAAACUUCACCAGAUGUCCAUCACAAUUAACUCAGCAAAAGUGACGUUAGAUGAUGGGUUAGUGUUGAAAGAUUUGCAUCAUUCUUACGACCCUAAAUUCAAUAUUGUCACAUUUGAACUUGGUACACAAGUUAAUCCAGAAACGAUUACUCUUGCACUCGAAUAUACUGGAGAAAUAAAUGACAAAAUGCGUGGCUUCUACAGAAGUUCCUACAAAGACGAACAGAAUCGGGAGAAAUUUCUCGCAUCCACUCAGUUCGAGUCCACAUACGCUCGAUAUGCGUUCCCAUGUUUUGAUGAACCUAUUUACAAAGCGACAUUUGACAUAUCGUUAAUUGUUGAUCCUGGAAUGACUGCAUUAUCGAACAUGCCAGUUAUAACUGCUACACCAUGUGAUUUUCAUGGUGUGAAGAAAAUCUGGAUGAAAUUUGACAGAACACCGCAAAUGUCUCCUUAUCUUGUCGCCUUUGUGGUUGGAGAAUUGGAUUAUCUUCAGACCUCUUCGAAAAGUGGUACAAUAAUAAGGGUAUACACUGUCCCCGGGAAGAGAUGUCAAGGAACAUAUUCAUUGGAUCUUGCAGCUAAAGCAAUAGAUUUUUACAAUGAUUGGUUUGGUAUAGACUAUCCACUUCCGAAAUGCGAUCUCAUUGCUAUUCCGGAUUUCAGUAUGGGUGCUAUGGAAAAUUGGGGAUUAGUGACGUACCGUGAAGUUGCUCUACUCAUCGACCCAACAAAAUCGUCAACACGUCAAAGAUCUCGUGUGGCGCUUGUUGUCGGUCAUGAGCUUGCUCAUUUUUGGUUCGGAAAUCUUGUCACUAUGAAAUGGUGGACAGAUCUAUGGUUAAAAGAAGGUUUCGCCUCCUUUAUGGAAUAUCUAUUCGUUGGUAACAUUUGUCCAGAAUUCAAGAUUUGGGAACAAUUUGUGAAUGAUGAGUUAGCACAAGGUUUCAGCUUGGAUUGUUUGCGAAAUAGUCAUCCAAUAGAGGUUGAAAUCGAUAAUCCUUGUGAACUGGAAGAAAUAUAUGAUAACAUCACCUAUGCUAAAUCGAACGCUAUUAAUCGAAUGUUGUUUUUCUAUUUGGGCGAGUCAACAUUUCAAACCGGAUUACGAUUGUACUUGAAGAAAUUCCAGUAUGAUAACGCUGUCACACUUGAUCUUUGGGAUGCACUGCAAGAAGCUUCCGGACAGAAUAUCGCCAAGCUUAUGUCAGGAUGGACCAAACAGGUGGGAUAUCCUCUUGUUACUGUAAGUGACAAGCAAGAUGGUACAAGCAGGAUUCUAACGAUUUCUCAACGAAGAUUCCUUGCCGAUGGAGGUGAGGAUUCGUCGAAUCCACUUUGGCAGAUCCCCGUAAAUGUUUGUGUUGGUUCGAAUCCGAAGGAAGUUAAAGGAAAAUUCCUUCUAAUAGAACGAGAACAAGAGAUUGAAGUGCCUAAUGUUGAAGAAAAAGAAUGGGUAAAACUGAAUGCCGGAGCAACGGGGUUCUAUCGAGUGGAAUACAGUUCUGAGAUGUUGCAAGCAAUGAUACCGGAUAUUGCCAACGGGAAAAUGUUACUUCUUGAUCGAUUCUCUGUCGUAAACGAUUUGUUUGCUCUUGUGCACGCAGGUCGAGCUCGUGCUUCCACAUUCCUGUCCGUCCUUGCAGCUCUAAAAAAUGAGGAAGAGUUCAUUAUAUGGCAGUCAUUAGCAGGAGGAAUCGAGGAUAUUGCGAAUGUUUUGGAAUAUGUUGAUAGUCCUAUUGCAAAACGAUUCAAUUCGUUCGUAAUAUCUGUAAUGUCAAAACUUGGUGCUCGCAUAGGAUGGGACUGUCACGAUGGCGAAGAUUCUCAACGUAGUAUUUUGCGAGCUAUCGUUCAUGGAAGACUAAUGAGAGCUAGUCAUGACGAAACUAUUGAAAAAGCACUCUCCUUGUUUUCGGAUCACGUACAAUCAAAGCGACCUCUACAUCCGGAUCUGCGCCUUUUUAUUUUUACGAGUGCGGCGAGAAAUGGAGGCGAAACAGCGUUCGACGAACUACUACAUAUCUACGAGGGUGUAGGAUUUCCGGAAGUUGAAAGGAACUGUAUGACGGCGCUGUCACAAACACAAAACCCCAACCUACUCCGGCGACUUUUCAGAUACGCCAUCAAAGAUGGAAAAGCACGUGCUCAAGAUCAUAUGUUGUUGUUCUAUGGAGCAAACAUAAGUAGAAUCGGACAAGAAUUCCUAUGGAAUUAUUUCAAAGAGAAUAUGUCUUUACUCAUUGAAAAAUUUGGAGGUGUUAAUUCGUCUCUUUUCCAGCGAUGCUUGAAACUAUCAAUUGAGCGACAAUGUUCAGAAGAAUUUGCGACGGAAGUGGAGAGUUUUCUCAGUAAGAGCCUAAAACCGCAAGAGUUACAAACACUCAGUCGACCUAUUAAGCAGGCAACGGAAUCAGUUCGGCUAAACAGAAAUUUGAUGCAGUGGAUUGUCAAUGAUAUCGACACAUUCCUCACUAGCCAAGGAAUGUAA
Necator americanus (New World hookworm) is the source of this 2649-nucleotide messenger RNA. RefSeq lists its product as uncharacterized. Gene Ontology annotation, molecular function: metalloaminopeptidase activity; peptide binding; zinc ion binding. The record is from RefSeq and is a predicted model, not a curated record. The transcript is spliced from 22 exons. Gene Ontology annotation, biological process: peptide catabolic process; proteolysis. The coding region runs from base 1 to 2649 and encodes 882 amino acids. Gene Ontology annotation, cellular component: cytoplasm. Lineage: Eukaryota; Metazoa; Nematoda; Chromadorea; Rhabditida; Ancylostomatidae.